Lolium rigidum is the source of this 2431-nucleotide messenger RNA. RefSeq names its product VIN3-like protein 1. Lineage: Eukaryota; Viridiplantae; Streptophyta; Magnoliopsida; Poales; Poaceae. Gene Ontology annotation, biological process: epigenetic regulation of gene expression; vernalization response. The transcript has 5 exons. The record is from RefSeq and is a predicted model, not a curated record. The coding region runs from base 88 to 2196 and encodes 702 amino acids. Gene Ontology annotation, molecular function: protein binding.
CCCUCCUCCCCUCCUUCCACCACGCCGGCAGGAGCACCGCAUCCGCUCUCCCCUCCUGCUCGACGGCGGCGGCGGCCCUCCACCGGUAUGGAGUCGACCGGAGGAGAUCCGUCCGGAUUAGCAGCAGCUGCCGCUUUACAUGCUUCCGCUGAUGCAAGCGGACCGGAAGAAAGUGGGCAUGUUGAUGACAGCAACACCAUUUCCGACGAUGCCCCAGAACCAUUUAACUGUUUCCCGGAACAGGAAUCAAACGAUGCUAGUGUUAGUACGGAAAAGAAACAACCUGCCGGAUCGAAAUGCAAGUCGGUGGAAGAACUUCCAAGAGCAGAAACCGUGAAGAGGUGCAAGAACACCGAUUCCAAGAAGCUCUCCUCAAAUAACAACAAUAGUUUAAGCCUCGCUGCUAUUCAGGCCCUAAGAAAGCCGCCAAGAAAGGGGGGCCAUCCUGCUCAACUACGUGAGAGUACAAUGUCUGAAGAUAAACGGCCCCUUUCCACGUGGGUAUGCAAAAAUGCAGCCUGCAAAGCUGUGCUUACCUCAGACAACACGUUCUGUAAGCGGUGUUCGUGUUGUAUUUGCCAUCUUUUCGAUGACAACAAGGACCCUAGCCUUUGGCUCGUCUGCUCAUCGGAGACUGGUGGCGACAGGGAUUGCUGUGAGUCGUCCUGCCACGUGGAGUGUGCACUCCAGCGCCGAAAGGCAGGGCGUGUUGAUCUUGGCCAAUCUAUGCACCUAGAUGGUCAUUAUUGCUGUGCUGCCUGCGGCAAGGUUAUUGGAAUACUUGGGUGCUGGAAAAGGCAGCUAGCAGUUGCUAAAGAUGCUCGCCGGGUUGAUAUUCUUUGUUCUCGCAUAUACCUAAGUCAUAGACUUUUGGAUGGCACAAUCCGUUUUAAAGAGCUGCAUCAGAUUGUAAAGGAUGCAAAAGCCAAGCUGGAAACUGAGGUUGGUCCCCUUGAUGGCAUGUCUUCUAAAAUGGCCCGUGGCAUUGUGGGCCGGCUGCCUGUAGCUGCCGAUGUGCAGAAUCUUUGCUCUCUGGCAAUGGAGAAGGCAGAUGACUGGCUCCAGUCAAACUCUCAAGCAGAAACUAAACAAAUUGAUACACUUCCUACUGCCUGCAGGUUUAGAUUUGAAGAUAUUAGAGCUUCAUCAUUAGUGGUUGUUCUGAAAGAAACUGCAUCCUCACCAUAUCAUGCUAUCAAAGGCUACAAGCUUUGGUACUGGAAUAGCAGAGAACCGCCCUCCACUAGGGAGCCUGCUAUUUUCCCCAAAGACCAAAGAAGGAUACUGAUAUCCAAUCUGCAGCCCUGCACAGAGUAUGCCUUUCGGAUAAUUUCUUUUACCGAGGAAGGUGAACUUGGCCACUCAGAGUCUAAGUGCUUUACCAGGAGUGUGGAGAUCAUUCACAAGACCAUAGAACACGGUGCAGAAGGUUGCUCCUCUACUGCCAAGAGAGAUGUCAAGAGCCAAAAUGGUAGGUCGUCGUCAGGCUUCAUGGUGCGCCAGCUGGGUAAAGUAUUGCGGAAGGCAUGGGCUGAGGAGGACGGUUGCCCCGAUGAGUUCUGCAAGGAUGAGAUUGAGGAUUCGUGUGAUCAUAGUGAUUCACUGACACCAGACAAGGAUCAAGUCGCACAUGUUUCAUGCAAACUUGAUCUUAAUGAAAACUCAGUCCCCGAUCUAAAUGCGGAGGUAGUAAUGCCAACAGAGUACCUUCGGAAUGAGAAUGGGUGUAGUUCAGGAAAGAUUGGAUUGAGAACAUCAAAUGGUUGUGGUGAUUUUGCAACCUGCGCCGAGGGGCAUGUCGCGGAGACACCUGCCAUGGAAUCUCGGUCACAAAGUCGGAAGCAGACAUCAGAUUUGGAGCAGGAAACCUGUGCAGAGGAUGGCAAUUUGGUCACUCGCUCACAGACGCACUUCUCCGGUAGAUUAGGUCAGCUAGAUGAUCACUAUGAGUACUGUGUGAAGAUUAUUCGAUGGCUGGAACGUUCUGGCCACAUCAAGAAGGAUUUUAGAAUGAGAUUCCUAACCUGGUUCAGCCUGAGAUCGACGGAACAGGAGCGGAGGAUUGUGUUCACCUUUAUCCGCACCCUCCUUGAUGAGCCCAGUAGUUUAGCCGGGCAGCUCCUGGAUUCCUUUGAAGAAAUUGUUGCCAGUAAAAGGGCAAGAAUUGGUGGUUUCUGCACUAAGUUAUGGCACUAAUCCAGAUAGUAUAAAACUGAAAUCACAAAUAUAUUAUUCAAUAUUCUUACACGGGGAAACAUGACAUUUGCUUAUGUACUAAGUUAUGGCGCCAAUCUGGCUAGGAAAACCCGGAACCACUAGUAUAAUAAUAUCGUAAUAUUCUUGCGAGGGGAAAAUGUAACUGGCGCACAGUAUUCCACUUUGUUGUAAUAUCAAUUCUAACUGCUGAUAAAUGUAUGUGUGGUUAGCUUUA